AAAAUAAUCCUGAUGGUGGCUGACGAUAAUUUCACCUCUUUCAUCGCUCAACAUAUCAAAACCAUAAAUAUCCUACGUAUGGAAUCAUGGGCUCAAAAUCUCCCGAAUACGAUGGCCAUAAGGGCCAAGACAACUCGAAUGGGCCCAUCGAGUCGCCCACGGGUGGCAUGCCACGGGGUGAGAUGCACACGACGGAUGGGGAUGGUACCCUCGGAGAUAGUGACGAAGGGGACGACGACGAAGCGCACCCGGCCGCGUUAACCAAUGGAACUACGAACGGCCAGAAAAAGAAGAGAAAACCCAAGAAGAAGAGCAAGAAGAAGGCUUCCAAGAAGCAAUCUUCGCCGCCUAGGGUCCCACUCUCUCAACUAUUCCCGCAGGGAAAUUAUCCUGUCGGUGAAGUUCAGCACUAUGAGCCUGACGUGGAGAACACUUCACGGACGACAGCCGAGGAGCUGCGCUACAUGUCCUACCGCCACCUUGAGGACGAUUCAUUUCUCGAUGACUACCGAAAGGCUGCGGAGGUCCAUCGCCAGGUCCGAAAGUGGACGCAGGAGCAUGUUAAGCCAGGACAGGGCCUGAUGAGCAUUGCCGAGGACAUUGAUGACGGUGUGCGGGCACUGCUUGGCCAUGCUGGUCUGGAGCCUGGAGACAGUCUCAAAGCUGGAUUAGGCUUCCCGACGGGCUUGUCGCUGAACAAUGUCGUUGCGCACUACACGCCCAAUCCCGGGCAGAAGGAUAUUACUCUGCAGUCGAGCGAUGUGAUGAAAGUCGAUUUUGGUGUUCACAUCAACGGGUGGAUUGUGGACAGUGCGUUCACCAUGAGUUUUGAUCCAGUAUACGACAAUCUUCUGGCGGCAGUCAAAGAUGCCACCAAUACCGGUCUAAAGAACGCGGGAAUCGAUGUCCGUAUCAGCGAUGUUAGCGCAGCCAUCCAAGAGGCCAUGGAAAGCUACGAAGUUGAAAUCGGAGGCAAAACAUUCCCCGUGAAGCCGGUGCGGAGCAUCACUGGUCACGAUAUAAAACAGUAUCGCAUCCAUGGUGGGAAGUCGAUUCCGUUUGUCAAAAACUCAGAUCAGACCAAGAUGGAAGAAGGAGAAAUUUUCGCCAUUGAAACCUUUGGAAGCACCGGCCGAGGUGUUACAUAUGAAGACGUUGGUGUUUACGGCUAUGGAAAGUCGUAUGACGCUCCUCGCAAUGUGUCUUUGCCUUUGGCUUCCGCAAGGUCCUUGUACAAGACAAUCAAUGAAAACUUUGGAACCAUUGUUUUCUGUCGCCGUUAUCUGGACCGCCUAGGUUUGAAGCGGUACCUAGCUGGCAUGAACACGCUUGUACAGCACGGGGUUGUUGAUGUCUACGCCCCUCUUGUCGAUGUCAAGGGGUCGUACUCGGCGCAGUUUGAACACACUGUUUUGCUGCGAGAGUCAAACAAGGAAGUUAUUAGUCGUGGAGACGACUAUUGAGUCUUGUGUUCAAGACUCCAGCUAACUUAACGUUUUCUGAAGAGUAGUUCAACACUUACUCUACACUUUCUGAUUGUUUGCUACCGACCAUGUUCCCUCCUUAGCUUUGUCAAUCUCAAUACAAGAAUCAGGAGAAUCAGGGUUCGAAAUUUUGAUUAUAAUAUCCUGCUCAUUUCUUUUGCUGUGCGAAGAAAAUGUAACUCAUAACAACCUAUCAUAAAACUCAUAGAGGUCGGUUUGAGGCUUCUCCGCAUGUGCGGGGUACCCCAAACGUGUAGCCGCCAUACCGAGGUUCCGGUUCCUCCACCGUAGCUUUCAGGCUGCC
Molecule: messenger RNA, 1788 nt
Organism: Aspergillus versicolor CBS 583.65
Lineage: Eukaryota; Fungi; Ascomycota; Eurotiomycetes; Eurotiales; Aspergillaceae
Product: putative methionine aminopeptidase, type II
Exons: 6
Coding region: 87-1463 (458 amino acids)
Biological process (GO): proteolysis
Molecular function (GO): metalloaminopeptidase activity
Source: RefSeq, a predicted model, not a curated record